This is a messenger RNA of Owenia fusiformis, 2147 nucleotides long. The record is from the annotation of a GenBank genome assembly. Lineage: Eukaryota; Metazoa; Annelida; Polychaeta; Sabellida; Oweniidae.
AUAUUCGUACCUGGAUACCAGGAACUACGGAUGCAGUACCAUCGAGCGUUUUUGUUUUGAACUUCAAUACAAGUAGCCAUGCAACCAACACGUCUUGGAGGACUUGUAUGUCUGGUAGGCAUCCUGUUAUGCGUUACAAUCGCCAAGGGUCAGGAUGAAGACAAUGGUGAUUGCGGAGCCGACAUUGUAAUUGCCAUAGAUACGUCAUGUAGUGUUAAGUAUUCGAACAAGAGAACAACACGUAAGUUUGUUGUCGACAUCGCCAGAAAAAUGAACAUCGGUGAUGGCCUUUCUCAGAUACAAAUAGGCGUGUUGACGUACAAUCAAGGCAUUACCCAUCAGUUCUAUAUGAAUGACGCCAAAACAAACAACGAAUUGGAAGAACUCGCCAAGAAUAUCACGUUAAAAGAAGUCGGUUGUUGGACACACACACACACGGCGUUAAGAGAAAUGCGCACGACAUAUUUCACUAAGGAACAUGGUGACCGGAAGUCUGCUCCAAAUAUUGGAAUACUCAUGACUGACGGCCUUACAGCUGAACGAGAAUACCAACCUGAUACUCAAAACGAGGCUGCGGCAGCCAGGGCAGCAGGAAUCGAAAUGUUUGCCAUUGGCUUGCCGAGCAGAGCGAAAGAUACAAAAGAGCAAGCGCUAGCCGAGUGGAGAGGAAUUGCUAGUAAACCGACAGAUCAACAUUUCUUUCGUAUGCAAUCAUUUGACAAGCUAACUUCAAUUCUGGAAGAUCUCACAGAAAAGUUAUGUGAAGUUGAACUGAAGUGUACGUCUUUUGAGUUCACGUGUGGGAACGGCAGUUGCAUCGACGCUGAAUUACACUGUAACGGAGAUGAUGACUGUGGGGAUGACUCGGAUGAGGUUAAUUGCACCACACCCACAACUGAGCCAUCAUCUACGGACAUACCAAUGUUACCAAAUAUUGUGUUGUAUGACGAUAUGGAUCAAGAGGAACUUGAACCAGCUUGCAACAAUGGCUCGUUUUCAUGUGAUAAUGAUACCAAGUGCAUCGAUCCGGAGUGGCAGUGUGACGAACUAUUUGAUUGUGACGACAAAACUGACGAGGCUAACUGUCCUUGUGCCCGGGACAUCGUUUUCGUUCUCGACACUUCUUGUAGUAUCAGCAUGGACGAUAAAUCAAAUGUCAAGAAGUUCGUUGGAGAGUUCGGCGAACUCUUCAAAAUCGGCCAAAAUGAUGACGAGACACAAAUAGCAGCGUUGACCUACAACGAUGGGACCGAAACUCAAUUCUUCCUCAACGACUCCAAGACGCAUGCUGAAUACGACGCAAAUGCCGCUAAAAUUAACUUAGACCCGAUUGGAUGUUUGACGAAAACGUAUGGCGCCUUGUGGAAGACGCGCACUGUUCAUUUUACGGAAACUCACGGAGACCGACCGGAAGUGCAUAACUCCGUUGUACUGAUUGGUGACGGGUUAACAGCGCCUAAUGGUAACUCAUGGCGCACAAUCAAACAGGCAAAACUGUUGAAGUCUGGAGGUGCAGAAGUGUUCAUGAUUCAAAUUACCCUAAGGAAGAAGUAUCAGAGCCCAAAAAAGGUAAAGAUUGCCGCAAAGGAGAGACAGGAAAUACCAAGUGAACCAAUUGAGGAGCACGUUUUUGAAAUGGACUUGGACGAUCCUGCUGCUGUUGAAAAUUUGAUUGGUGAACUGAAAAGCGCGAUUUGUUCUAACGCGUACUGGGAAGAAAGAUGAGUAUUGCUAAAACCAGGCACAGUUAGACAAAAUGAGGUCGCUGAGCUGACCUAUAGGUAUACCCAACGUAAUAUCCAGGAUGAAUGAGCAUUCAGCUAACAGUUGAUCAUCGUUCUCUCCAUCCCAUGAUUAAUAAAGUUUCAAUGUACAUACCGGAAUUUCUCGCCAAUAUUCCCAUGGACGUUCAUUUGACAUGUUUGAGACAUAACAUAACAUUACACAUAACAUGUAAUACCCUAUUUCGUUAUUGUGAUAAUUUGAUAACUGUAAUUAUACAUCCCGAUUUUUCUGAAAUAAGAACGCGAAGGAAAUAUCGGCGUGCUUGGUUGUAAGGGUAAGCCUCUAGAAAAUUCAGAUGCUAUCCAUUGUUGACAUUUUGAUAUAAUGUGUAUUGAGGAAUUAAAGAGAGAAUCAGAUCUAGC